GGAAGCUGAAGCAGCUACCCAGAAGGAGAGCAGAAGGAGAGCAGAAGGAGGAGGUGUGGUGUUUUUUUCCAGUGUAUUUGAGGACCGGAAUACUCAUUGUACAGAUUGGUGUUUGAAAUGGCUGGUACUGCCGAGAUAUUGCAGGAGUUGGACUCCAUUGAGAAUGAACUGAAGGCAGUGGAGCUACAGAUUAGUGAUCUUCAGGAACGUCAGAGGGAACUGAAUGCCAGCAAGGACCGCUUGCAGAAGAAGCUGAAACAGUGCAAAAAGGGUGCAGGGACAAGCAAAAAGGAAGAGGUGGACUUGCAAAGCUUCACUAAGCAAGAUUUUCCUUGGUCCAAGAAGGUUCAGAAAGCUCUCGGAAUAUUCAAACUGUCUGCAUUCCGGCCCCUGCAGCUUGAGACCAUCAACAUCACCAUGUCUGGGAGGGACGUGUUCCUGAUCAUGCCCACCGGAGGAGGGAAGAGUCUGUGCUACCAGCUGCCAGCGGGCUGCUCCGAGGGGUUUACCUUGGUAAUUGCUCCACUGGUUUCUUUGAUAGAGGACCAGCUUAUGAGUUUGGAGAAGUUUGGGAUUUCAGCAGCCACGAUUAAUGCAUCUAGCUCAAAGGAACAUGUUAAAUCGGUUCAGAAUGCGAUGCUUGACAAGACGUCCGAUAUGAAACUGCUGUACGUCACCCCUGAGAAAAUUGCUAAAAGCAAAAUGUUCAUGUCCACCCUGGAAAAAGCUUACCAUGCUGGCCGGGUGACACGCAUUGCAGUGGAUGAGGUGCACUGCUGCAGCCAGUGGGGACAUGACUUCAGACCAGACUACAAGGUCCUUGGUAUCCUGAAACGGCAGUUCCCAAACGUUCCUUUGAUCGGACUGACUGCGACUGCCACCAAGAGCGUGCUCAAGGACUGCGAGGAAAUCCUGUGCCUCAGAGAUACCAUUACGCUGUCUGCCUCGUUCAAUAGACCCAACCUUUAUUAUGAGGUACGUCUGAAACCGUCAAGCACUGAAGAUUUCACUGAAGACAUUGUGAAAUUAAUCAAUAAGAGAUACAAAGAUCAGUCAGGUAUCAUUUACUGCUUUUCUCAGAAGGACUCUGAGUACAUCUCUGUAAAUCUGCAGAAAAUGGGAAUAAAGGCCAGGCCUUACCAUGCCAACAUGGAAGCUACUGAGAAAUCCAGUGUGCAUAAAGAGUGGACUGAGAACAAAAUCCAGGUUAUGGUGGCAACAUUAGCCUUUGGAAUGGGGAUUGAUAAGCCUAACGUGAGGUUUGUUAUUCAUCAUACAAUGAGCAAAUCUAUGGAGAAUUACUACCAGGAGAGCGGCCGUGCAGGUCGAGAUGACCGGAAUGCAGAUUGCAUUUUGUACUAUGGUUUUGUAGACAUCUUUAAAGUAAGUUCCAUGGUUGUAAUGGAGAAAGUAGGGCAAGAGAAGCUCUACCAAAUGGUAUCCUACUGCCAGGAUGCAAGCAGAUGUCGCCGUGUGCUGAUAGCAAAGUAUUUUGAUGAAGUGUGGGAUACAAAGCAUUGCAACAAGAUGUGUGAUCAAUGCCGUCAUAAUCAAUCCUCGGAGUCGGUGGACGUGGCAGACCACUGCAGGGACCUGCUUCAGAUCCUACAGCAGGCUCAGCAGAUGGGUGAGAAGCUGACUGCUCUGAAGACCAUCGAUUCCUGGAUGGGAAAGGGAGCUGCCAAGCACAGAGUCCUGGGCGUGCCUCCGUCCAGCCUCCCUAGACUGGAGAUGGAGAUGGUCAUCGCUCACCUGCUGGUGCAGCAGUAUCUCAGAGAGGAUUUUAGUUUUACUCCAUAUGCUACAAUUUCCUACAUCAAAUUAGGCCUGAAGGCUGAUCUGUUGAAGAACGAGAAGCACAAGAUCAUGAUGCAAAUGAAGAAGUUCACAAGCGUUGAUCCGGAUGAUGUAUUGCCAUUGAUAUCUGAGGCUGAGAGCUGUCCUACAUUGGCUAUUGGGGACAACCCCUCUGUACAAAAGAGAAAAUCAACGAAGAAAAGAAGAAACCUGCAGCGUGACAAGGCUGCACAGUGUAACCCAAGCCCCUUAGAAACCCAGGCUUCAGAAGAAGCUCCGCAAAUCAGUGAUGAUGGAACAGAACUCGGCGAUCAACCUGUUAAUGCAGCCAUAGAGGUUGACGUGCAAAUAGAUAACAAAGAGAAAGAAAGCCACGCGAACAGUCCUUCAGCAUGCCCAGCUGGGGCUUCACCAGUUAGAGUGAAGCGGAAGGCAAGCACACCCAAAGAGAAGAAGAGAAAGAACAGGCAAGACACCGUUCAAGCUCCUGCAGGGAAACACAAUUGCCAACAGAACGCAAAUCUGUCGAGUGCUCCAUCUGAAAUAUCAAUUAUUUCUGCAGCUGCAGUUGAAGAACUGAGUCACCUGCAUAGCUAUUACUCCAAACAGCUGCAAAGAAUCAAUUAUAUUUCCAGGGAAAACCUGCGAGAGUCUGAUUACAGGGAUAAAGGUCCCCUCAGAAAUAUGAGACUCAACUGUGGGCCUUCGUUUAUCAGGACUGUUAGGAGUCUGUGGAGAUGGACCAGUAUGCAGAGGAACAUUAGGAAGUGACAGAAAGGUCAUCAAAUAAUUUAGUUAACAUUUUCAGGCCUUUGUAUGUGUGUUUUUGCUCUUCUGUUGUAUUUAUUUUAAACUUUCUUUUUACAUUUGGGUUCGUUUACAUUUGCAGAAUAGUAUAACGGUGAACAGGGUUUCAUUUUAGCAAUUCAAAAAACAAUUAAGUUCUCCAAAAGCAUUCCUGAGCCCUCUAGCUCAACUGCUAAGCACUACUUGCUAUGGCUUUGGAGUAUAAUGGAUUAAUACUGCCGGUAUUCUGCACAAUACCUGUAAUACAAAGCUGUACAAACCAAGAAUUUGGGAUUUUCACUGUUUUUUUUUUUUAAUUUAUUUUUUUAGUAUACUUGUAUUCCUUAUGAGUAUCCUGUUGAUUGGCACAGACUAAUUUAAGACCUAUUACAAAGUAUCACUCCAGGUUGUCCUGUGAGGCAUAAUUACAAAUGACCUGUACAGGAGGUACAGUAUGUGGUGUUUCCUAAUUAGGCCAAUGUUAAAAACUUAGUCCGGAGUCAGUCUACCUGUUUUAAAACAAAACUCUAUACUUAUUUGUUUAGUAUGAUGUGAUUAAAAGAAAAAUGACUUGCUGUUCAAUUAGCCAGCCGGAGAUGAGAAGUGUACUGUAAUUCAGAAUGCAUUCACUGUUUUCUGCCUCAGGUAUCCAAUUGUAAUAUUUUCACUUUGUGUUUUCUAGUAGCAAGGUUUUGAUUUGCCCUGGUGUUUGUUAAAAUGUAUGAUCGACUGCACUACCUACGUCAUAAUGAGCGUACGCUAACGUUAAGACAGUAAAGGGUUUUUUUGAGUAUGAUUACACAGUGUCCACUGCGUUUUAGCAAAUUUAUUUUGUAAUGAGGGCAUUUUAUUUUCAGAGCACUCUCAAUGGUAAUCAACACGUUUUGCUGGGUGAUGACAGCUCAUUUGUGCAGAAGUGUGGUGCUGUAAGCACUUUUCUAUUUUGUAUAAUUCAUAUGCUUUUAAAAAAAAAAAAAAGGUAAUUAGUUCUGCAAUCACUACUGAACCUAUAAAGGUUGUAGGCUUUUAUUAAAGAAAUUGUACACUGCAAUAAAUUUGGGAAAUU
Molecule: messenger RNA, 3649 nt
Organism: Polyodon spathula (Mississippi paddlefish)
Lineage: Eukaryota; Metazoa; Chordata; Actinopteri; Acipenseriformes; Polyodontidae
Product: ATP-dependent DNA helicase Q1-like
Exons: 15
Coding region: 118-2568 (816 amino acids)
Biological process (GO): double-strand break repair via homologous recombination
Cellular component (GO): cytoplasm; chromosome
Molecular function (GO): 3'-5' DNA helicase activity; four-way junction helicase activity; ATP binding
Source: RefSeq, a predicted model, not a curated record